Molecule: messenger RNA, 1197 nt
Organism: Naegleria lovaniensis
Lineage: Eukaryota; Heterolobosea; Eutetramitea; Acrasida; Naegleriidae
Exons: 1
Coding region: 1-1197 (398 amino acids)
Biological process (GO): protein phosphorylation; mitotic DNA damage checkpoint signaling
Cellular component (GO): cytoplasm; nucleus
Molecular function (GO): ATP binding; protein serine/threonine kinase activity
Source: RefSeq, a predicted model, not a curated record
AUGACAAAACCAAAGAAAGAUCGGUUAGCACUGACCCUUUUCACCGAUUUGCAGAGGAUACUGUUUUCAACUGGCAAAAUCAAUGAAACAAGUGAAAUUAUGACUGGAGAUACAGUAAUCAUUUAUGAAACAGUGAUGCAUCAUGUUGAGGGGGUGAUUACACACAUCUCUGUUUCGGAACAGGAAAAGCAUGUGCUUUUAGUAAAAGGAAUCUCACACUCUAAUCAAUUAUUCUAUCUCAAAAUUCACCAUAUUCCAAUCAAAGUUGAUAGACCUCAAUGUUUUUCUCUUUAUAUCAAUAAUGCAGCUUCUUGUAUUAUUUAUCGUAAUAACCAACAACUUGGAAUAUUUAACAAUAUUGAAGUGUCAUUGUGUGGAACAAGUCUUUCGCAUAUUGAUUUUCUUUCAAUAGAUCAUAAGAAAAGAGUGAUCAUGGAUAUUCUUUGUGAGCUGGAGUACAUACACUCUCAGAGAAUUAUUCACAACGACAUCAAGUUGGACAAUAUUGUUCUUUAUGAGGCAGAGCGAGAGGUUCAGUAUGCAAAACUUAUUGAUUUUGAGUGCUCUAAGCGAUUUAGAAAAUACGAUACGGAUCAAGAAGUCUGUUAUUCCAUUGGUGAUGCAGUAUUGUUUUCUGGAUCAGGAACACCAGGCUACUUUCCUCCAGAAAAACUAGCUGUCAGCGACACUGAAGAUGAUAAAAUAGAUAUUGCCCAUUCCUUAACACCAAAAUCAGACAUUUACUCGUUGGGUAUUGUAUGCCUUGAAAUUAUACUUGGAAACCAUAUAAGAACAGAAAAGGAGGUCAAAGAAGCAUUGAUAGAAGUAGGAAAGGGUGAAAUGAAAAACAUGUUGAAAGUUUUGGAACUAAUGAUUCAUCCAAAGAAGCAACAACGCCCAAGUGCAACCACUAUCAUUCAUUCACUUGGAAAAGUGUGGGGAAAUUUAGAACAAGAGGGGAGAAAAAAAGCAAAAACUGAGUUGACCAGCAACUUUUGGGACUUGUUUGGCGAACCAGAAACACCUUACAGCGAGCCGAAUGAACACUUGAUACAACUAGAGAACGACGGAGAAUUAGAGCUUACAAAGGAUGAGCUAUCAGAAGAAGAACAAUAUUCUCAUCUCAAAAGAGGCCGUGAUGUUGCGAAUAUUGAUUCCAACACAUUGCCAAGAGACUCAAAGAAGAACAAACCAUGA